AUGAGCGAAUACUGGGUUUCAAAAAAGAAAUAUCUCUGCAAAUACUGCGACAUAUAUAUUGCCGAUGAUGCACCUUCUCGACAGCACCAUGAAAAUGGCUUGCGACAUAAGGGCAACGUCGAAAGAUUCAUUCGGGGAAUUUACAAGGCGGGUGAGAAGCAGAAAAAGGAUCUAGAGGAAGAGAAGAGAGAGAUGAGGCGCGUCGAGCAGGCAGCUGCCGCAGCAUUUGCUGAAGACGUAGGUGCUGGUCGUGCAAAGGCACCGCCUGCACCCGUCGCGUCGACAUCAACAGCCCCCAAGAAGCCUUCCACAAAACCAUCUAAUCCCUACGCCAACUAUAGUACGGCAGAAUCUCUGGGAUAUAAGGACCCAGAUGCGGAACGAUUAGCUGCCGAGGCUGAGAUUCGGCGAUCCCAGGGCAUCGCUGGAGAAUGGCAGAUUUUGGCACCAACUGAACCUCGUGUGGGUACCAAGGUCGAGGGAGAUGGAGCAGAUGGCACCAAUGGAACUGCUCCUGGUGAUGCUGGGGUGAAGAGAGAGGCGGAAGCCCCUCCAGAUGACGAAGACACUCGUGCAUUCAAACUUCGAAAGAAAACGCUAACGAGAGGGCUAGGGGAGAUAUAUGAUCCAGGAGUAAUACCAAUAAAAAUUAAGAAGAAGGAAGAAACAGCAACCAUAUCACCAGAGCCACAGCCAAAUACCUCUAUUCCGCCAGAGCCAGAGACACUGAAAUGGAAGCCAACACAGUGGAAGCGUACAGGCGGCAACUCUCAACAAACCGAAGAUAGUGGAAGUCAACGAACACCUGAUAUUAAACAGGAAGGAGAUACUUCUCUUACGACAAUAGAAUCCAAUACUUCAAAAUGGGCCAAACCACAAUGGAGCCAGCCUCUACCGGAUUUUAAGCAAGAAGAGAUGAAAACCAUCUUCGGAAAUCAGGAGGUCGUCGAGGGGGCAAACGAUAGGGAUAAACCACUGGAUCCUGUUGUUAAGACGGAAUCUGAUAUAAUAAAGGAAGAGCCACAAACGACAGGCCUCUCUGAGGCGGCGCCUGCAUCAACUGCACUAUUCAAAAAACGCAAAGCUCCCAGCGGUGCUGGACGAGGCCGUCGCGAGAUUUGA
Molecule: messenger RNA, 1122 nt
Organism: Psilocybe cubensis
Lineage: Eukaryota; Fungi; Basidiomycota; Agaricomycetes; Agaricales; Agrocybaceae
Exons: 2
Coding region: 1-1122 (373 amino acids)
Biological process (GO): mRNA splicing, via spliceosome
Cellular component (GO): nucleus; precatalytic spliceosome
Molecular function (GO): RNA binding; zinc ion binding
Source: RefSeq, a predicted model, not a curated record